Molecule: messenger RNA, 1691 nt
Organism: Aspergillus ibericus CBS 121593
Lineage: Eukaryota; Fungi; Ascomycota; Eurotiomycetes; Eurotiales; Aspergillaceae
Product: MFS monocarboxylate transporter
Exons: 2
Coding region: 167-1489 (440 amino acids)
Biological process (GO): transmembrane transport
Cellular component (GO): fungal-type vacuole membrane
Molecular function (GO): transmembrane transporter activity
Source: RefSeq, a predicted model, not a curated record
AAUCACAAUCCCUUUCUGCAUGUUAUACAGCAAGGCUGAAGGGUGACAGUUAGCUCCCGAUGACAAAUUCGUUUGGCCGAGGGAUGUAUAGAUCCUAUACAACUUCAUAUAACUAUGGUCCCGAUAGCAAACUGUAUCGGCCUCAGUCACACACCACUCGGGCACCAUGUCUCUUCCGUUGAUGAAUCCGGACGACAAACCUUCCACUCCUCCUUCAUCUGCCCUGAUGGUCGAUUCGGAUGCAUCCGAGACGGAGAAGCAGCAGCCCGACACGGCGCCCCCGCCGCCUCCAGAUAGCGGAUUGACUGCCUGGCUGCAAGUGCUGGGAGCGUUUUUCCUAUUCUUCAAUUCAUGGGGCAUUCUCAACGCUUUUGGACCCUUCCAAAGCUACUACCAAUCAACCCUCAUUCCCAACGACGACUCCUCGCAAAUCACAUGGAUCGGCACCUUCCAAGGCUUUAUCCUAUUCCUGGUAGGCGUGAUUGUCGGCCCCAUCUUCGACAAGGGAUACCUGCGCAGUCUUGUCGCGAUCGGGACAUUCAUGGUAGUAUUCGGCAUGAUGAUGACUUCGCUCGCGACCAAAUACUACCAGCUCUUCCUAGCACAAGGCGUCACGGUAGGAAUCGGCUGCGCCUUUCUCUUCCUCCCCAGCAUCGCCAUUGUGGCCACGUACUUCACCUCCCGCCGCGCCGUCGCCACGGGCAUCACCGCGUCCGGCGGCAGUAUCGGCGCCGUGAUCUACCCGAUCAUGUUCCAUAAAUUGAUCGACAAGGUCGGGUUUGGCUGGACGACGCGCAUCAUCGGGUUUGUCGCUCUCGCUGGCCUCAUCGUGCCCUUGGUCGUCUUGAAACGUCGUCUGCCUCCGCCUGCGCAAAGCCGCUCUCUCAUCGACUUCGCGGCUCUCAAAGAACCCCCGUUCCUUGUCUUCAGCUUCGGACUGUUCUUCAGCUUCGUGGGCCUUUACUUCCCCUUCUUCUACCUGCAGAGUUACUUCACCUAUUACCUCCACAACGACAGCAGUCUCGCCUUUUACAUCUUCUCCGUCCUCAACGCCACCUCCGUCGUGGGCCGCAUCACCCCUGGAAUCCUCGCGGAUCGCUUCGGCGGCCUGAACACACUCAUUCCCAUUAGCAUCCUCGCCACCAUCCUCGGGUACGUCUGGUUAGCGGUCGACAACGUAGGCGGAACUGUGGUCUUCACCUGUCUGUAUGGCUUCGCUUCGGGGGCCAUUGUCUCCCUCCCGCCAUCCAUUGUCACCCGCAUGUCUCCAAAUAUGGGCGUGGUCGGGACCCGUCUCGGGAUGAUCUUCAUGUUCGCCGGAUGUGGGUUUCUCAUCGGGACCCCGUGCGCCUCGCUCUUGUUGGAUCUGGAGACUGGAGAGUUUUGGAAGGGUCAGGUGUUUACGGCGACGUUUUUGGCAGCGGGGGCGAUCUGCUUUGCUUUGGUGCGCGCGAUGUUGUGGCGGGGGAAUAUAGGGUGGAAGAUUUGAGAUCUGAUGUGAGGCAUUAGAGGUGUUUCCGAUGUGCUGGAAGCACGGAUUUUGGUUGUAGAUCAGCAUAUAGGACUGGAUGUUGCAUAUUGGCGUCUUGUGUUCGUUGUUCUUUCUUGAUCAAGUGUGAUAUGUGAUCAUGCGUGCAUCGUCAACAAGUGAACUGUCCUAUUCGAACAGUCAGUUGUUCCCAAUUAUCCAA